GCUUGACGCUGGCUGUUAAAGGAGCGUGGCGUCCACGCCAGCGCUCGCCGAGUCCGUCCUGUGUGUGAGCAGCUGGUGUCAGCGCUGGUAGUUUGUCGGAUUUAAUAGUUUGUCGAUUCUGCAACAGAUAAAGAGACAUUCGUUCAGAGAGACGCGUCUGUUUGUGCGGAUGUGAAGCGGCACAAGGGCAGAGACCCGGUUACAUCUGGCGCCAUAGAACAGGGGCAGGGGGAGUUUUCACUGGGAGGCUCAGCCAUGGAGGGGGACUGUCUCAGCUGCAUGAAGUACCUGAUGUUCGUCUUCAACUUCUUCAUUUUUCUGGGGGGCUCCUUCCUCCUGGGCGUGGGGGUGUGGGUGCUGGUGGACCCGAUGGGCUUCAGGGAGAUCGUGGCGGCGAACCCCCUGCUGUUCACGGGCGUCUACGUCAUCCUGGCCUUGGGCAGCAUGCUCUUCCUGCUGGGCUUCCUGGGCUGCUGCGGAGCCAUUCGGGAGAACAAGUGUCUCCUGCUGUUUUUCUUUAUGCUCAUCCUCUUCAUCUUCCUGGCUGAACUGGCAGCUGCCAUCCUGGCUUUUCUCUUCAGGGAGCAUUUGACCAGAGAAUAUUUCACCCGGGAGCUGAAGCGCCACUACCAAGGUCACAACAACACAGACGUCUUCUCCACUACAUGGAACGCCAUCAUGACCACGUUCGACUGCUGUGGCGUAGGCGGCCCUGAGGACUUUGAGGAAAGUCUGUUUAGGCUCCUCAGCCCCAAUAAGAUGGUCCCCGAGGCCUGUUGCCAGAGGAACAGUUACCUUGGAGACCUGAGCGUGGAGCAGUGUGUGAGCGGCAGCGUGGCCUUCAGACACAACAAGGGCUGCUACUCGGCCAUGGUGGACUACUUUGAAACGUACAUCUACGCAGCAGGAGCGCUGGCCAUCGUGGUGCUCACCAUCGAACUCUUCGCCAUGGUGUUCGCCAUGUGUCUGUUCAGAGGCAUCCAGUAGGAGCGGCGUCCUCGUCGGCUGAGAACAAGUUCGAACAAAUCUGUAAAAUAUGAAACGUAUUUGUACAGUGAUUGUUUCCGUGUCUCAUCGGUUUCGUGACUUCAGUUUGUACUUCACCACAGCAGCAGAGCUUCUCCAGCCGCUGCCUCGGGGCACACGCAGGAAGUAAUGUGGUCCUGCAGUGUGAACUGGGAUUGACACCAGUGACACCAGUGCCUCAACACUGAGGGCUAAGUCUUGACUUGAGCCCAGGACUGGUCUGUGGGAGGAGGCGACGACGCGCGGCUCCACGUCUGCUUAUUGCAGAGCUCAACCAGCACUCGACUUAUUGUAGUGAACCACGAAGCGAAGCAUUCAGGAGGCAAAAAAGCUUGAAUUUAAAUCACGUGCGUUUUGUGUGAUGUGAAAAGUCACUGGGCAGUAAAUACGUUUGACAGCGGCUCAAAACUCAUUAAAAUCAUCUGUCUCUACUUCUUCUUCUACACAAAAUCCUUUUUUAAGGGUUUUAAAUCGAAAAACACUCUAAAAGGUGUUUGUUCAUACUCUGCAUUAGGCUCAUUGUCUUUAAACCAGAAGUCAUUAAACAUGAUUCAGGGUCAAUUUUUUCUUUUUUUUGUUAAUGUAUUUAACUUUGUCACGACUGCUUUUCACCAAAACGAGUGUUUGUGUAUAUGUUAAUAUUCAGCAGGACUGCGUCAAUUUUCAGCAUUUAUUCUCUUCUAUUUGCACAUUGUAAUUACGUUUAUUGCCUGUGGACGUUUGAUUCUGUACUGGGAGUGUUUGGAAAACCCAGGAGAUUGUUAACGGUGGUUAACAUUAAACUGCAACUGGUUCUAGUGUC
This is a messenger RNA of Betta splendens (Siamese fighting fish), 1828 nucleotides long. Its product is annotated as tetraspanin-18-like. The transcript is spliced from 9 exons. The coding region runs from base 256 to 987 and encodes 243 amino acids. NCBI's taxonomy places the organism in Eukaryota, Metazoa, Chordata, Actinopteri, Anabantiformes, Osphronemidae. The record is from RefSeq and is a predicted model, not a curated record. Gene Ontology annotation, cellular component: membrane.